AGCCUAUGUAUUGUAUAUAUAAUAGAAAAGUCUUAAGAAUAUAGAUGUCAAGCAUGGCACACAAACAAGGUGACACUCAAACAACUGAGGCUCAAGAGUUAAAUGAUAAAAAUGAACAGAUAUUGCUUGAGCCCUACAAGUACAUUUGUCAGAUUCCUGGUAAACAGAUCAGAACCAAGUUAUCUGCUGCCUUCAACCAUUGGCUGAGAAUUCCUGAGGAAAAAAUGAUCAUAGUUUCAGAAGUAAUCCAAAUGCUUCAUAAUGCAAGUUUAAUAAUAGAUGACAUAGAAGACAGUUCUAAACUAAGACGUGGUAUUCCAGUAACACAUUCCAUUUUUGGUGUUCCCCAAACAAUCAACACAGCCAACUAUGUCUACUUUUUAGCUCUUGAAAAACUCUUCAGUUUAGGAAAACUUGAAGAGACAACUCGAGUGUUUACAGAAAGUCUUUUAGAGCUUCAUAGAGGUCAAGGAAUGGACAUUUAUUGGAGAGAUUCAGUGGUGUGUCCAACAGAGGAAGAUUAUAAACUCAUGGUUAUAAGAAAAACUGGUGGUUUAUUUGGUUUAGCUGUGGAGCUAAUGCAGUUAUUUAGUAGUAAUAAAAGUAACUUUAAACCACUACUAGACCUUUUAGGACUGUAUUUCCAAAUUCGAGAUGAUUAUGCUAAUCUAUGCUCAAAAGAGUAUGAGACCAACAAAAGCUACUGUGAAGAUAUAACAGAAGGAAAGUUUUCAUUUCCUCUCAUCCAUGCCAUUAAAGCUAACCCAGCGGACAACCAAGUGAUGAGUAUUUUAAGACAAAGAACAACAGAUAUUGAUGUAAAAAGAUAUUGUGUACAGUAUUUAGAAAAAGUUGGAAGCUUUGAUUACACAAGACAAGUAUUAGAGACACUAGAAAAAGACUUGUUGAGCGAGAUAGCAUCACUAGGAGGCAACCCUAUCCUUGAAGCUUUAGUCAUAGAACUCAGGAAGAUCUACAGUGGAUCCAAAGCCAGCAGCAACUGAUAUCUUACUGCUCAUCCUAAGUACCAGGAACUUUUAAAAAAAUUUAAACUCUAGUUUAAUUUUAAACUAGUUAACAAAUGUAUUUUAAUGGCUUAUGUUAUGCUGUUUUUUUUUUUUUUUAACAAAUAAUUCAAUCUUAUUUACCUGGAUGAAGUUGUAACCACACUGUUUAUUUAAUUGUUGCAAGAGGUUAUCCAUUUAUGACUUCCACAUUGAGGUGAAGGCCCACAUGUUCCAUUUAACAUGAAAAUAUUUGUAUGUUACAAUAAAUGUGAGAAAAAUGUAAACUGCUUACAAAAUAUCUUUAAAUAGAAUUUAGCACAGCGGGUAAUUAAACCAUGAAAUCUGUUUAUAAAUUAUUGCCCCUUCUGUUAGCAAGAGAUGAACAGAUGUAAGGAUUCAUAAACCUAAUGUGGCAUUAUAAUAAUAUUAACUAUAAUGCAGGGUAAAACUGCAGAAAAUGAAUCUUUUAAAACUUUUCUUUCUAUACAAAAAUUAAUAAUUUGAACCUCUGCAACUUGUUA
Messenger RNA from Physella acuta, 1528 nucleotides. RefSeq names its product geranylgeranyl pyrophosphate synthase. NCBI's taxonomy places the organism in Eukaryota, Metazoa, Mollusca, Gastropoda, Physidae. Gene Ontology annotation, biological process: isoprenoid biosynthetic process. Gene Ontology annotation, molecular function: prenyltransferase activity. The record is from RefSeq and is a predicted model, not a curated record.